Messenger RNA from Arabidopsis lyrata subsp. lyrata, 674 nucleotides. RefSeq lists its product as uncharacterized. Bases 241 to 558 code for a protein of 105 amino acids. Lineage: Eukaryota; Viridiplantae; Streptophyta; Magnoliopsida; Brassicales; Brassicaceae. The transcript has a single exon. Gene Ontology annotation, biological process: regulation of root development; root development; regulation of leaf morphogenesis. The record is from RefSeq and is a predicted model, not a curated record. Gene Ontology annotation, molecular function: hormone activity. Gene Ontology annotation, cellular component: extracellular region.
UUAUGUAUUUUAAAUAGAAUAUAAUAGCAUGCCACCUACUUUGUAAUAAUCAUAAUAAACAAAGUCGACUUUCUAGUUUAUUGGAAAUAAUUAAGCAGGUCCAAUCUCUAUAUAAAUGCCCCCAUAGAAGCAAGUGUUACUUCACAUCACCACUCUCAAAUAUAUUCCAAGAGUCCUUAACAGCGAUAUUAAUUAGUUUUUCCUUUUUUUCUGUUUUCUUUUUCUCCCAUUUUUCUUCCAAUGGAAUCGUCUAUGGGUCAAAAGAAAACAUUGUACGCUUGUAUUUUCUUAAUGAUGGUGUUUUUUCUAGGGUUCAAUUGCGGCCAUGGACGAACCCUAAAAGUUGAUGAUAAGAUUGAUGGUGGUCACGAUGAUAGCAAGACGAUGAUGGCAUUGGCAAAGCACAAUGUUAUGAUGGUUGAUGACAAGACAGUGCAGUUCUCGCCGCCACCACCACCACCAUCGCCGUCACAAUCGGGAGGUAAAGAGGCUGAAGAUUUCAGGCCUACAACCCCGGGCCACAGCCCUGGCAUUGGCCAUAGUUUAUCCCAUAAUUAAUCAUUUUCAUGCAAUUUCACAUGUGUAUAUGUGUUGUGAAGUCAUGAUUUAAUGUUGUUCGUUUUAAUUUUUCUUAAACUCGUUUCGUGGAAUAAAAUGAUUUAUGUUUUUUUCAA